AUGUCUAUUGCUUACCAAAAUCCCGAGGACAGUCAAGGCAGUCAAGUGAAUAUACAAGCUGAUGACAUCAGCAGGUGGCCAGAAAAAAUUACAGCAGAAUUCAUCAAUUACUGGGCUGGCAUAGGCCCUAUGGAUCUCUACCACAGUGAUGUCAAGUCUUUGAAUGAUAAAUCAGCAAUCCAGAAAGCUGCAAACAGCGUCAGUCGGAAAUGUACACCAAAAAAGUUUCAUUCACAUGAGCAAUCCAAAGAUCAUAUUGAAGCUGUUUGGAAAACAGCAAGUCGUGCUAAAAAAGCUGGACGUAUAGACUCUAAAUUUGCCCAUGAAAUGGAUCGACAUGAGCAUUAUUGGCGUAGUCUGCUUAAACGACUAAUCAGUGUGUUUAAGUUUGUAUGUGAACGAGGCCUCGCUCUUCGUGGAGAUAAUGAAACGAUUGGAUCGCCUAACAAUGGCAAUUAUUUAGGGUUACUAGAACUUUUGGCAGAGUACGAUGAUUUCUUAGGACAACACAUCAAAAAUCUUGCCAGUCGUGGUUCUGGUCAUACAAGCUAUUUGUUAUCUACUGUCUGUGAAGAACUUGUUAGACUAAUGGGCAAUCGAGUUUUAAACGAAAUCAUUUCACGCUUAAAAUUGUCGAAAUACUAUUCAGUGUCUCUUGAUUCUACUGCUGAUGAAGGUCAUAUUGAUCAACUAACUCUAAUAUUCAGAUAUAUGGAACAAGAUAGACCAGUUGAAAGAUUCGUGAAAUUUUUGCCGAAUCAAGGGGACAAAGCGGAAGAAAUGUUUCGUGGAUUAAUGAGUUUCCUUAAAGACAUUGACAUUUAG
Messenger RNA from Hydra vulgaris (swiftwater hydra), 825 nucleotides. RefSeq names its product zinc finger MYM-type protein 1-like. The record is from RefSeq and is a predicted model, not a curated record. Lineage: Eukaryota; Metazoa; Cnidaria; Hydrozoa; Anthoathecata; Hydridae.